AUGUUGAAGAAAUGUGCAAAGAUAGAAUGGAACGAGGAGCCAAUCAAGGCAUUCCAAGAGAUCAAGAAAGCUAUUAAAAUUGCACCUGUUUUGAAGACACCUGAUUAUGGAAAACCUAUGCAGAUUUUUUCAUUUGCAUCUUUUCAUACUGUUGUUGUUGUAUUAUUGCAAAAGAAUUCAGAAAGUUUUGAACAACCUAUAGCAUUUUUUAGUAAAUAUUUGCAAGCUACAGAUCUGAAAUAUGAUUUAAAUGAGAAGCAAUCCUAUGCACUAGUGAAGGCAAUUAAAGCUUUUAGGAGUUACUUGAUGGGAGCAACAGUGGUUACAUAUGUGCCUAGUUAUGCAAUCAAAGAUAUUUUCACACGACUGGAAGUAUCAGGAAGAAGAUGUCGAUGGAUCAACAGGAUUCAGGAAUUUAACAUUGAUAUCCAAAUCACUAAGUUGGUGAGAGGACAAGGAUUGGUAAAGUUAAUGGUCCAGAGUAAUUUGGAUGCAAAUCAAAUAAAUAUUGUGAAAGAAGAGCACAAAUCUUGUAUCUAUGAAAUGGAUGGCUGUAAAUGGUACGAUGAUAUCAUAUAUUAUUUACAAAGGAUGAAAUCUCCUGAAGAUGUGAGUGAUAAUAAAAGGAGGACAUUAAAAUUACAUGCUAUCAAAUAUGCCAUUGUUAAUGGGAAACUUUGGUGGAGGAACAAUGAUGGUGUCAUGUUAAAGUGUGUUGACCAGGAUCAAGCUCAGAAGUUAUUGUUUGAAUUGCAUAGUGGAGUUUGUGGAGAGCAUUAUAUGGCCAAGAAAACUACACACAAAGUAUUAAGAGUUGGGUUUUGGUGGCCAACAAUUUUCAAGGAUGCACAUCAACUAGUCAAGAAAUGUGAUCCAUGCCAAACAUUUUCAAGAAAAUUGAAAUUUUCAAGAAAUCUGCCAUUAAGACCUAUAAAUGUGCAGGAUCCAUUUCGACGAUGGGGUAUAGAUUUCAUUGGAGAGAUAGCAUGCAAAUCUAGUGGUGCUCAUUUUUGGAUUUUAGUGGCCACCAAUUAUUUCACUAAGUGGGUUGAAGCCAUACCCACUAGGAAAGAAACAAGCGGGAACUCUAGUUCCAAUGGAGGAAGUGGCCAGAUCGAUGGAGCUGGCCAGAUGGGGGAGAAGGACAAGCCUCUGGAUAUUCUGCAGGCUGACGGUACUCUGCCAGAGAAUAAUGUGGGUCCUGGAAAUGCGGUUGGGAGGUCCAGCCCACGUGAAGCAGUUUGUGAGAUUGGACAAGAAACUAGAAAGUGGUAA
Cryptomeria japonica (Japanese cedar) is the source of this 1275-nucleotide messenger RNA. RefSeq lists its product as uncharacterized. Lineage: Eukaryota; Viridiplantae; Streptophyta; Pinopsida; Cupressales; Cupressaceae. The record is from RefSeq and is a predicted model, not a curated record. The coding region runs from base 1 to 1275 and encodes 424 amino acids. The transcript has 2 exons. Gene Ontology annotation, molecular function: nucleic acid binding.